Molecule: messenger RNA, 7344 nt
Organism: Pogona vitticeps (central bearded dragon)
Lineage: Eukaryota; Metazoa; Chordata; Lepidosauria; Squamata; Agamidae
Gene: MYH9
Product: myosin heavy chain 9
Cellular component (GO): myosin filament; cytoplasm; myosin II complex
Molecular function (GO): microfilament motor activity; ATP binding; actin filament binding
Source: RefSeq, a predicted model, not a curated record
UAGAAGCGUUGAAGCUGGAGCAACGCGGCGGGUGGGGCGCCGGGAUUCGCUGAGAAGGUGUCGGUUACCGAGUCUAAUCUUUUUUACUUCAAGGAGCAGAAGCCGCGACGGCGGCUUUUUCCUAGGCUUUGGCCAGACUCAGGUCCCGGGUUAUAAACGACCAUGGCUCAGAGAGACGCUGACAAAUACCUCUAUGUGGAUAAAAAUCUUAUCAACAACCCUCUUGCUCAGGCUGACUGGGCAGCAAAGAAGUUGGUGUGGGUCCCAUCAGAGAAGAAUGGGUUUGAGCCUGCCAGCUUGAAGGAAGAAGUAGGAGAUGAAGCUAUUGUGGAGCUUGCAGAGAAUGGGAAGAAAGUGAGAGUAAACAAAGAUGAUAUUCAAAAGAUGAACCCACCCAAGUUCUCUAAAGUGGAAGACAUGGCAGAACUGACCUGUCUGAAUGAAGCAUCAGUGCUGCACAAUCUAAAGGAACGAUACUAUUCAGGACUUAUCUAUACUUACUCAGGCCUGUUCUGUGUUGUCAUAAAUCCCUACAAGAACUUGCCUAUCUAUUCAGAAGAAAUUGUGGAUAUGUACAAAGGCAAAAAGAGACAUGAAAUGCCCCCUCACAUUUAUGCUAUUACAGACACUGCCUACAGAAGUAUGAUGCAAGAUAGAGAGGAUCAGUCCAUUCUCUGCACAGGUGAAUCUGGAGCUGGGAAGACAGAGAACACCAAGAAGGUGAUUCAGUAUUUGGCUCAUGUUGCUUCAUCACAUAAGACCAAAAAAGAUCAAGGAGAGCUUGAAAGGCAGCUUCUUCAGGCCAAUCCUAUACUGGAAGCCUUUGGGAAUGCCAAAACGGUUAAGAAUGACAAUUCUUCGAGAUUUGGGAAAUUCAUUAGAAUCAACUUUGACGUAAAUGGCUACAUUGUUGGAGCCAAUAUUGAAACUUAUCUGUUGGAGAAAUCGCGAGCAAUACGUCAGGCCAAAGAAGAGCGGACAUUCCACAUCUUCUACUACUUGCUGAGUGGUGCAGGGGAACAUUUGAAAAAUGAUUUGCUGUUGGAACCCUACAAUAAGUAUCGCUUCCUUUCCAAUGGACAUGUUACAAUUCCAGGCCAGCAGGAUAAGGACAUGUUUCAGGAGACGAUGGAGGCAAUGCGGAUCAUGAGCAUUCCAGAUGAUGAACAGAUGGGUCUGCUAAGAGUGAUCUCUGGUGUCCUUCAGCUUGGGAAUAUUGUCUUCAAGAAGGAGCGUAACACAGAUCAGGCUUCUAUGCCAGACAAUACAGCUGCUCAGAAAGUUUCUCAUCUUUUGGGUAUCAACGUGACAGACUUCACUAGAGGAAUUCUCACUCCUCGAAUCAAAGUUGGCCGGGAUUAUGUCCAAAAAGCACAGACUAAAGAGCAAGCUGACUUUGCCAUUGAGGCUUUGGCCAAAGCCACUUAUGAACGCAUGUUCCGCUGGCUGGUGAUGCGCAUCAACAAGGCCUUGGAUAAGACAAAGAGACAAGGAGCAUCUUUCAUAGGCAUCCUUGACAUUGCUGGCUUUGAAAUCUUUGAACUGAAUUCAUUCGAACAGUUAUGCAUUAACUAUACAAAUGAGAAGCUGCAACAGCUCUUCAACCACACUAUGUUUAUCUUGGAGCAAGAAGAAUACCAGCGUGAGGGCAUUGAAUGGAAUUUCAUUGACUUUGGCUUGGAUCUGCAGCCCUGCAUUGAUCUUAUAGAAAAACCGGCGGGUCCUCCAGGGAUACUUGCUCUGCUGGAUGAGGAGUGUUGGUUCCCAAAGGCUACUGAUAAAAGCUUUGUGGAAAAGGUGGUACAGGAGCAGGGUACACACCCUAAAUUCCAGAAACCCAAACAACUGAAAGACAAAGCGGACUUCUGCAUUAUACACUAUGCUGGAAAGGUUGAUUAUAAAGCAGAUGAGUGGCUGAUGAAGAACAUGGAUCCCCUCAAUGAUAAUGUGGCUACCCUGCUACACCAGUCCUCAGAUAAAUUUGUGUCUGAAUUGUGGAAAGAUGUUGAUCGCAUAGUUGGGCUGGAUCAGGUUGCUGGCAUGUCAGAUUCUGCAUUGCCUGGAGCCUUCAAGACCAGGAAGGGCAUGUUCCGCACAGUAGGACAGCUGUACAAAGAACAACUUGCCAAGCUGAUGGCCACCCUGAGGAACACUAACCCAAACUUUGUCCGUUGCAUCAUCCCCAACCAUGAGAAGAAGGCUGGGAAACUGGACCCACACUUAGUCUUGGAUCAGCUUCGUUGCAAUGGAGUAUUGGAGGGAAUCCGAAUCUGCAGGCAAGGUUUUCCCAACAGGGUUGUCUUCCAGGAGUUCAGACAACGAUAUGAAAUCCUGACUCCAAAUGCUAUUCCAAAAGGGUUCAUGGAUGGAAAGCAAGCCUGUGUGUUGAUGAUCAAAGCCUUAGAACUGGACCCAAACCUUUACCGAAUUGGACAGAGCAAAGUGUUUUUCCGAGCAGGUGUCCUUGCCCACCUUGAAGAGGAAAGAGACUUGAAAAUCACAGAUGUCAUUAUUGGAUUCCAAGCAUGCUGUAGAGGCUAUUUGGCUAGAAAAGCUUUUGCGAAGCGCCAGCAGCAACUGACGGCAAUGAAGGUACUCCAAAGAAAUUGUGCUGCCUACCUGAAGCUUCGCAACUGGCAGUGGUGGAGACUCUUUACAAAGGUGAAGCCUUUGCUGCAAGUGAGCCGCCAAGAGGAGGAGAUGCUGGCCAAGGAAGAAGAAUUGAUGAAAGUGAAGGAAAAACAGGUGGCUGCUGAAAACAGAGUGAUUGAAAUGGAAGCGCUCCAGACACAGCUCAUGGCAGAGAAGAUGCAGUUGCAAGAGCAGUUGCAAGCAGAGAUAGAGCUCUGUGCUGAGGCGGAGGAGAUCAGGGUCCGCCUAACCAACAAAAAGCAGGAGCUGGAAGACAUAUGCCAUGAUUUGGAGGCAAGAGUGGAGGAAGAGGAGGAGCGGUGCCAGCAGCUCCAAGCUGAGAAAAAGAAAAUGCACCAGAAUAUCCAGGAGCUUGAAGAGCAGUUGGAAGAAGAGGAAAGUGCCAGGCAGAAGCUACAGCUGGAGAAAGUAACCACUGAAGCCAAGCUAAAAAAGCUGGAGGAAGACCUGAUGGUUCUUGAAGAUCAGAACUCCAAAUUUGCCAAGGAGAAGAAACUAUUGGAAGAUAGGAUUUCAGAAUUCACAACCAACCUAACUGAGGAGGAAGAGAAGUCAAAGAGUUUAGCUAAACUCAAGAACAAGCAUGAAGCUAUGAUAACAGAGCUGGAAGAGCGCCUGCGCAGGGAAGAAAAACAGCGGCAAGAGUUGGAGAAGACCCGCAGGAAGCUAGAAGGAGACUCUACAGAUUUGCAUGAUCAGAUAGCGGAACUCCAAGCUCAAAUAGCAGAGCUCAAAAUGCAGCUAGCCAAGAAAGAGGAGGAGCUGCAGGCUGCUUUGGCUCGGGUGGAAGAAGAGGCUGCUCAGAAGAAUAUGGCUCUGAAGAAGAUCCGUGAGCUGGAGUCUCAGCUAACAGAGCUCCAGGAGGACCUGGAGUCUGAGCGAGCUGCCAGGAAUAAAGCUGAGAAGCAGAAGCGAGAUCUGGGUGAAGAACUUGAAGCUCUGAAGACAGAGCUAGAGGACACACUUGACUCAACUGCAGCACAGCAGGAACUCAGGUCGAAACGUGAGCAAGAAGUGACUCUUCUCAAGAAGACCCUUGAUGAUGAGGCAAAGGCCCACGAGGCUCAGAUCCAGGAGAUGAGGCAGAAACAUGCCCAGGCUGUAGAAGAGCUGGCAGAGCAGUUGGAGCAGACCAAACGGGUAAAAGUGAAUCUUGAAAAAGCCAAGCAGGCUCUGGAAAGUGAACGGGCUGAACUGUCCAAUGAGGUGAAGGUCCUCCUGCAGACCAAAGGAGACACUGAGCACAAGCGGAAGAGGGUUGAAACUCAGCUCCAAGAACUACAAGUGAAAUUUACAGAAGGAGAGAGAGUACGAACUGAGCUGGCUGAGAAAGUUAACAAACUGCAGGUUGAAUUGGACAAUGUCACUGGUCUUCUGAAUCAGUCUGAUAGCAAGUCAAUUAAAUUAGCCAAAGAUUUCUCUACCCUGGAGUCACAGCUGCAGGACACCCAGGAGCUGCUUCAGGAAGAAACACGUCAGAAACUGAGCCUCAGCACCAAGCUAAAACAGAUGGAAGAUGAAAAAAACAGCUUCAAAGAGCAGCUAGAAGAGGAGGAGGAGGCAAAGAGGAACUUUGGAAAACAGAUCUCUGCUCUUCAGCUUCAGAUUUCGGAAAUGAAGAAGAAAAUGGAUGAUAGUGUAGGUUGUCUGGAAUCAGUGGAAGAAGCAAAGAAGAAGCUUCAGAAAGAUCUGGAGGCCAUGAGCCAACGUUAUGAGGAGAAGGCAGCUGCCUAUGACAAGCUGGAAAAGACAAAGACUAGACUCCAGCAAGAAUUAGAUGAUCUUGCUGUGGACUUAGAUCACCAGCGGCAAAUUGUCUCCAACUUGGAGAAGAAACAAAAGAAGUUUGAUCAGCUUCUGGCAGAGGAGAAAACAAUCUCUGCAAAAUAUGCCGAAGAACGGGAUCGUGCUGAAGCAGAAGCACGUGAGAAGGAAACGAAAGCCCUCUCCUUGGCUAGAGCCCUUGAGGAAGCCAUAGAACAGAAGGCUGAGCUAGAGCGUCUCAAUAAGCAGUUCCGGACAGAGAUGGAAGAUCUGAUGAGUUCAAAGGAUGAUGUUGGCAAGAGUGUUCAUGAGUUGGAGAAGUCAAAACGGGCUCUGGAGCAGCAGGUGGAAGAGAUGAAGACGCAGCUGGAAGAACUGGAGGAUGAGCUUCAGGCAACAGAGGAUGCCAAAUUGCGCCUGGAAGUGAACCAGCAAGCCAUGAAGGCACAAUUUGAGCGGGACCUGCUGGCUCGUGAUGAACAGAAUGAAGAAAAGAGAAAGCAGCUGACGAGACAGGUGCGAGAAAUGGAAGUGGAACUGGAAGAUGAGAGAAAGCAACGCUCUAUAGCUGUGGCAGCAAGAAAGAAGUUGGAAAUGGAUCUAAAGGAUCUGGAAGCCCAUAUAGACUCUGCGAAUAAGAAUCGUGAUGAGGCCAUCAAACAGCUCCGGAAGUUGCAGGCCCAAAUGAAGGAUUGCAUGCGAGAGCUGGAUGACACACGUGCCUCUAGAGAAGAAAUUUUGGUACAAGCCAAAGAGAAUGAAAAGAAGUUGAAGAGCAUGGAGGCAGAGAUGAUUCAAAUGCAAGAGGAACUUGCAGCUGCUGAACGUGCCAAGCGCCAGGCUCAGCAGGAGAGGGACGAGUUGGCUGAUGAGAUUGCCAACAGUAGUGGAAAAGGAGCUCUGGCCUUAGAGGAGAAGCGACGCUUGGAGGCUCGGAUAGCUCAGCUGGAGGAAGAACUGGAGGAAGAGCAGAGCAAUACAGAACUGGUGAAUGAUCGCCUCAAGAAAGCGAAUCUUCAGAUUGACCAGAUAAAUACCGACCUGAAUGCAGAGCGUAGUAAUGCCCAGAAAAAUGAAAAUGCUCGCCAGCAAGCUGAGCGUCAGAACAAGGAACUUAAAGCCAAGCUUCAAGAGAUGGAGGCUGCUGUGAAGUCUAAAUAUAAGUCUAGUAUCACUGCUUUGGAGGCAAAGAUAGCGCAGCUGGAAGAACAGCUGGAUGCUGAGACAAAAGAGCGGCAGGCUGCUAGCAAGCAGGUGCGACGUACAGAGAAGAAGCUGAAGGAUGUUGUCCUGCAAGUGGAGGAUGAGAGGCGUAAUGCUGAGCAGUACAAAGACCAGGCAGACAAGGUGAAUGCACGCUUGAAGCAGCUGAAACGCCAACUAGAAGAGGCAGAAGAAGAGGCACAGCGAGCCAAUGCAGCUCGCAGAAAGCUACAGCGGGAGUUGGAGGAUGUCACUGAAACUGCUGAUGCCAUGAACCGAGAGGUCAGCUCCCUGAAGAGCAAGCUCAGGCGUGGGGAUAUGCCAUUUGUUGUGCCCCGCAGGAUUGCCAGGAAGGGCACAGGCGAAGUAUCUGAUGAGGAAGUGGAUGGCAAGACAGAUGGUGGUGAUGCCAAAGCUACUGAAUAGAGCUGCUUCUUGGAUCCAGGUCACACACGAUGGAGUGACACACUCUCCCUUUGUCCAGUGGACUUCUGCAAACCCUUCGGCCAGGGAAAGUGAAGCACAUCUGUCAGAAUGUUCCCUGGAAUAUUUGGAGCCAUCAGACGUUAGUGUUGUUGCUCCCAGUUUCUAAACUCUUUUGUCUCCAAUGCCAAAGAGUCUGCCGUCUGAUUUGAUCUGGGAGCCACAGCUGCCUGCAGCAUGUAUUGUCCUUGCCAUGGCUGCCAGUGAAAUUUUGUAGUUUGGCAAAUGGGUGGGUGGGAUGAGGGAGAGACUAUUUCUUGUUGCUGUAAAUCAGUUAUUUUCUUCCAAUAAGGAGUUUGUGAUAGAUGCAGGGAUCACCCUUCACCCUUUCCCCUUCCUCUUGUUUGCUUUUGGCAAUCAUGUUCAGUGACCUCACACUUUACUCUUCAGUCUGCUCACUUAGCCAGUUUGGGAGCCAUGAUGAACAGGAAAAACAAGGAUCCCCAGCAUGACCCCCCAAGUGUUAGACACCAGUCUUGGGGAUGGAUGGAUGAAAGGGGAGGGACAUCUUGUAGGAGAAUUUUUGCAAGUUCCUUUUUCCUUGUGGAUAAUGUCUCUGCAGAUCUGAAGUGCAAUGGUGUCUGUUUUAGUGUCUAAGAUAAUGUGGACCAGUGGUUAGUGACAAGUCAAGGAAGCAGGAAAGCUUUCCUCUGUGCUUGUUGCAGAAUCUAUUUGGGACCAAAUAUAUUUAAUGGUUACACACAGGAUCUAUUGGGUUGGAAUGGAGUGUAGGCAAGGAAGUGCUUCUUUGUUGUAACGUCCAAGCCUCUAGUUCUAUAAUCAGGGGGUGGGUUUAGUUAUUCUGCACAGUGACUUAAGAGUAUAUUAAAGAAGAAAAAAUACUUUUAAUCUGCACAGAUUAUAUGUUGAAGGCCUUUGUAUCUCUUGUAAUUAAGAAAAAUAAAGGUCUUUAUCACUGCCUUUCUAUGGGGACUGCGGUUAUAUAGAUAGUCUUUACUUUUCUACACUGUACACUGGUUGCUGGAUUUACCUGUAUACUUAACCAUACUGUAUAUGCUGCAUUUAGACUUCUGAGCAAGUGACAAAUUAAAAUAAGAAUCUUCUACACUUUAUGGUUGCUGCCUUCACUCUGGGAAUCUCCUGCCCAAUUGCUGUCACAAACAAAUUUGCCGAUUUUUUAUAUAAUAAGUGCCUUAGCAUGUGCCUCAGCUAUGUCUCCACUACAGUCAAUAAUGGAUUACAGGUGCUCCUCUAACAAUAAAGAUUAUCCAUGUGCUACAG